UGAAGUCAAAAGUCACGCGCGGCCAAAGCGCGUGCUCUAUCAUUUGAGUCAACCAUAAAACCCCUAAACAACGGAAAGAGAAGACACUGAGGUCUCGAUCGAUUUUUUUUUUUUUUUUUGUCUUCUAACAGAAAAGAGAACUCUAAACACAGUAAACACUAGACACCAGACACAGAGCAAAACGCAAAACAGAAAAAAAGAAAAAAGGAAAAAAAAAAAGAAGCAACGAUGAACUUGUUCCGGUUUGCUGGGGACAUGACCCACCUCCUAAGUGUAGUGGUUCUGCUUCUCAAGAUUCGCAAAAUGAAAUCUUGUGCUGGAAUUUCAUUAAAGACUCAAGAAUUGUAUGCCAUAGUUUUUAUCACUCGGUAUCUUGAUUUGUUCACGAAGUACUACUCGCUCUACAACAGUAUAAUGAAACUAGUAUUCAUUGGAACUUCAGUUGGAAUUGUCUGGUACAUGCGCUACCAUAAAGUUGUGAAGCAAACCUACAGCAAGACUGAAGAUACUUUUAGACAUUAUGUUCUAAUCCUUGCAUCCUUUGUCCUUGCCCUUCUGGUUCACCGUUCCUUAGGUGUGAUUGAGGUUUUGUGGGCAUUCUCCAUUUAUCUUGAAGCGGUGGCUAUCUUACCUCAGUUGCUACUACUGCAAAGAUCAAGGAACAUUGACAACUUGACUGUAAAUUAUGUUUUCCUUCUUGGUGCUUACCGGGCCUUGUAUGUCUUCAAUUGGGUUUAUCGCUUCUUUGUAGAAGGAGUUAAAGUCCGCUGGAUACCUUGGAUUUCAGGCCUGGUUCAGACUGCUCUAUAUGCUGACUUUUUCUACUACUAUAUUAAGAGUUGGAGGAAUCACGAGCAGCUUAAACUCCCCGAAUGAAGUGCAGCUAAAACUCCUCUUGGAAGGUUAUACUGACAAAGAACAGAAGCUCAUGCAACAAUGGUAGGGAAUUAUAGAUGAGACAUAUUCGUAAGCUUUGGUAAUUAGCUUCUAAAUGAGCAGAAAAACUUUGCUUUUAUUAGAGGCACUGCCCUUGAAGGGGAUUACUGAUUAUGUACAUAUAGCCCGGGAAUAAUAUUUUGUAGAAUAACCAAAUUUGAGUAAAGUAUUUUCUGACUCGUUCAAAACA
Messenger RNA from Ricinus communis (castor bean), 1126 nucleotides. RefSeq names its product ER lumen protein-retaining receptor B. Bases 229 to 876 code for a protein of 215 amino acids. Gene Ontology annotation, biological process: protein retention in ER lumen; endoplasmic reticulum to Golgi vesicle-mediated transport. Lineage: Eukaryota; Viridiplantae; Streptophyta; Magnoliopsida; Malpighiales; Euphorbiaceae. Gene Ontology annotation, cellular component: cis-Golgi network; membrane; endoplasmic reticulum. The transcript is spliced from 6 exons. The record is from RefSeq and is a predicted model, not a curated record. Gene Ontology annotation, molecular function: ER lumen protein retrieval receptor activity.